AUGCUUUGUAAAUUUCCAGAGAUACGAGACCAAGUUUACGACGAGAAGCAAAACACGGUGACGAUAAAAGUGGUUACCUGCUGUCCUGAUAGAUUAAUGCAAAAGAUAUGCUGCAAAGGCGGUAAAGCAGUCAAGAGUAUCGAAAUCAAGCCAACUGCAAAGCCUAAAGAACCCGAGAAGAAGAAAGAACCAGAGAAGGAAAAGCCCAAGGAGCCUGAGAAGAAGAAAGAACCCGAAAAGGAAAAACCUAAAGAGCCCGAGACACCGACACAAAUAAACCCAACUUCAUUAGGGCAGAGAAUCGAAUAA
This is a messenger RNA of Pistacia vera, 309 nucleotides long. Its product is annotated as FK506-binding protein 4-like. The record is from RefSeq and is a predicted model, not a curated record. Lineage: Eukaryota; Viridiplantae; Streptophyta; Magnoliopsida; Sapindales; Anacardiaceae. The transcript is spliced from 2 exons. Bases 1 to 309 code for a protein of 102 amino acids.